AUGAAUUCCAUUGAGUUUCCCUUACUUGAUCGAACAACCAAAAAUUCAGUUAUUUCAACUACAUUAAAUGAUCUUUCAAAUUGGUCAAGACUAUCCAGUUUAUGGCCGCUUCUUUAUGGUACCAGUUGUUGUUUCAUUGAAUUUGCUUCAUUAAUAGGAUCACGAUUCGACUUUGAUCGUUAUGGAUUAGUACCACGAUCGAGUCCUAGACAGGCAGACUUAAUUUUAACAGCGGGCACAGUAACUAUGAAAAUGGCUCCCUCUUUAGUUCGAUUAUACGAGCAAAUGCCCGAACCAAAAUAUGUUAUUGCUAUGGGAGCCUGUACAAUUACGGGGGGGAUGUUCAGUACUGAUUCUUAUAGUACUGUUCGGGGCGUGGAUAAGCUAAUUCCUGUAGAUGUGUAUUUGCCAGGCUGUCCACCUAAACCAGAAGCCAUUAUAGAUGCUAUAACAAAACUUCGUAAGAAAAUAUCUCGAGAAAUCUAUGAAGAUAAAAUGAGUUCUCAACGAGAGAAUAGGUCACCAGGGGGACUGUUAGCUAGUGUGUAUCAUCUUACGAGAAUAGAAUAUGGUAUAAAUCAACCCGAAGAGAUAUGCAUAAAAGUAUUUGUUGCAAGAAAAAAUCCUAGAAUUCCUUCGAUUUUCUGGGUUUGGAAAAGUGCGGAUUUUCAAGAAAAGGAAUCUUAUGAUAUGUUGGGAAUCUCUUAUGAUAAUCAUCCGCGUCUGAAACGUAUUUUAAUGCCCGAAAGUUGGCUAGGAUGGCCUUUACGUAAAGAUUAUAUCGCCCCAAAUUUUUAUGAAAUACAAGAUGCUCACUAAAUAAGAAAA
Molecule: messenger RNA, 828 nt
Organism: Abrus precatorius (Indian licorice)
Lineage: Eukaryota; Viridiplantae; Streptophyta; Magnoliopsida; Fabales; Fabaceae
Product: NAD(P)H-quinone oxidoreductase subunit K, chloroplastic-like
Exons: 2
Coding region: 1-819 (272 amino acids)
Biological process (GO): aerobic respiration; electron transport coupled proton transport
Molecular function (GO): quinone binding; NADH dehydrogenase (ubiquinone) activity; 4 iron, 4 sulfur cluster binding
Source: RefSeq, a predicted model, not a curated record